AUGGAGGAGGCGGUGGUGAAGCAGGGCGCGCUGUACCUGCAGCUGCAGCAAACCUUCGGCAAGAAGUGGCGGCGGUUCUGGGCCGUGCUGUACCGGGAGAGCCGGCUGGGCGCGGCGCGCCUGGAGCUGCGGGCGGGCGCGGAGCGGGCGCGCGGGCCCGAGGCCGGCCGGCGCCUCGUGCGGCUCCGCGACUGCGUGCACGUGGCCGCGGAGGGGCUCCCCGAGCCCCCCGGGGAUGCCACGGCCGAGCACGUCUACGACGAGCCCGAGGCCCUGGCGCGGCUCCGGCUGUACGCCGAGCCCCGGGAGGUGCAGGGCGAGGCCUGGCGGCUGCAGGCGGCCCCCGAGGAGCCCCCCGGGCCCGGCCGCCCCUACGACGCGCGGCGCGACGACUACGCCGUGCCCGGCCCGCUGCGGGGCGCCGGGCGGCUCGGCCGCGGCGACUACGACAACGUGGCGCUGAGGGCGGCCGCCAGGAGGGAGCCGCAGUGA
Lonchura striata (white-rumped munia) is the source of this 492-nucleotide messenger RNA. NCBI's taxonomy places the organism in Eukaryota, Metazoa, Chordata, Aves, Passeriformes, Estrildidae. The record is from RefSeq and is a predicted model, not a curated record.